Messenger RNA from Dreissena polymorpha, 2888 nucleotides. RefSeq names its product delta-like protein A. Gene Ontology annotation, biological process: heterophilic cell-cell adhesion; establishment or maintenance of epithelial cell apical/basal polarity. Lineage: Eukaryota; Metazoa; Mollusca; Bivalvia; Myida; Dreissenidae. Gene Ontology annotation, cellular component: plasma membrane; protein-containing complex. The record is from RefSeq and is a predicted model, not a curated record. The transcript has 8 exons. Bases 219 to 1490 code for a protein of 423 amino acids.
CCCAAUACACAAAUAACGUAACCUGCUAUUUACUUCAAGCCGUUACGCUUGAUGUCUUUUUUAUGCAAUAUAGUCACGAUUUCAAUUCGUCAAAGAAAACUAGAGACGGAAGUGUACGGUGUUUUUAAUAGCCGCAGCUGUAAUUUACUCAUUUGUUCCAUCGGGCAAACUGGUGGAAAUUUUGUUUUAGCGUUUCGUUACUGGGAUCUUUGUAAGGGAUGCGUAAUGGAUUUAAAACGUUUGUGUCGUUCGCGAUCGGCGUGUUUCUGGCCACCGUGUGUACCGAGCAAGCCACAGCCUCAACCCCUGUUCCAAUUCGCUGUCUAAACGGCAGGAUUACCUAUGCUGGAACUGGCUUUCAACGCUGCGAGUGUUACCCAGGGUUCAUAGGACCAGCAUGUCAAUGGGCUUAUCGACCCACACGCCCUCCAAUCCGCUGCGUGAACGGAGUGAUUACCAGUGCUGGGACUUCAUAUCAACGCUGCGAGUGUAAUCCUGGGUUCAUGGGACCAGCAUGUGAUUUAGACAGGAAUUGGCUUUUCCCCACCACCCCGCCUCCAAUCCGCUGCGUGAACGGAGUGAUUACCAGUGCUGGAACUUCAUAUCAACGCUGCGAGUGUAAUCCUGGGUUCAUGGGACCAGCAUGUGAUUUAGACAGGAAUUGGCUUUUCCCCACCACCCCGCCUCCAAUCCGCUGCGUGAACGGAGUGAUUACCAGUGCUGGGACUUCAUAUCAACGCUGCGAGUGUAAUCCUGGGUUCAUGGGAUCAGCAUGUGAUUUAGACAGGAAUUGGCUUUUACCGACCACCCGGUCUCCGACCCGCUGCGUGAACGGAUAUAUUUCAAGUGAUUGGAGUGGGAUCUUUCAACACUGCGAGUGUUACCCUGGGUUCACGGGGAGAACUUGUGAAUGGGCUAGUCCUCUUGAGCAGACCACACGGGGACAGCAGGAAAGUCUGUCCAGCUCCACAAGGAAUGAUGUGUUCCUUAUUGUUGGAGUACCGGUGGGUGCCCUGAUAGUGGGUGCAGGCAUUUUGGCCGUUGUAUUCGUUUGCAAACGACGACAACGACUUAACAAUCAAGUGAUCGCUGCGAAUGCGCGACGCCAACCACGGAACCUGCGAACCGGAGGCAGUCAUGGUAUUUAUGCAAUUCCUUGCGAUCUUGACGUUAAGCUUCCCCCGUACACUCCGCCGACCUUACCGCCGCCAUACGACCACCUGGAUAACAAUAGAGCAGGACUCGUGGUUGGUAAAGACUACUUGUCCCCACCCCCGUCGUAUUGCACCAACCUGGGCUACCAAACCAUGUCUUCUGUCCAAACGGUGUCUGUCGGAGACAAUGUUUGCGUCGGUCAAAUCCAACUCAGUCAGAUCCAAAAGGGCGGACGUGUAGCGCGGAGCGCUAUCACAGUCACGUUAUCCGCGCAUAUGAAACGAACAAUUGUGUUUGACAUUGUUGUGUUAACUUUCUUCAGUCUUUACUUGUGAAAAAACGAUACUAGGUUAUUUUCUUAUGAACUGUGGCUCGAAUUUACGCAUAAGAACACACACGUAUUAUAAAUAUGUAUAUACAAUUAUCUUGUGUGUGUAUAUUGAAGACACGUGUGUGUCAUAUAUUAUCUAAUAUUAUUUGGUCUUUAUGGCAUCAGUAUGUUUUGUAAAUUCAUUACGUUAUAAUAUAAAUACACAUUCAUUUUACCGCAUCACAUUCCAGUUUGCACGGUUGUCUUUCUAGCGGGAGUACUUUUGCUGCUCUGGUCUUGCAAGAAUCGCAAGUUCUGUAAGACCUACCAGAAACAAAAAGCGAAAACAAGCUACAUAAUGUCUUCGAUAUCCACAAAUACACCUUUGAUGUGGAACAGAAACCCAAGCAACAGUACGAAAACAAGCUCCACGGCAACUUAAUGUCAGACCGAAAACAAGCUCCACGGCAACUUAAUGUCAGACGAAAACAAGCUCCACGGCAACUUAAUGUCAGACGAAAACAAGCUCCACGGCAACUUAAUGUCAGACCAAAAAUUCAUGAACACAGCCUCUUUCCAUGUCCCGAAUCACGUAAAAUCACGUCACCACUUUACCCGACCUCCGCCAUAUACCACAUCGGAUACCGACAGAAUAUAAAAGGGGUGGGGCUCAAUGAAGAACGUGAAGAACAAGACCCAUCCCGACGUUGUAAAUAAUCGUUGCUUGUCGAACAUGGAGAGAAAAUGAAAGGCCAGUUGCCAGUUUUUGUUUCCAGGAAGAGCGACCGCCAUACGCUUAAUAAAAUAAUGAUAAACUUUUACUCGAAGAUAAAUGCGAGUAAAAUCAAAUGCAAAAUCGCAUGCCAAGUUCUGUUUACACUUUAAAACAUACACCAUUUUUUGUAAAGCAGAUAAUUCAGCAACAGCAAAAUCAACACUAAAUUUGAGCACGCACACCGUUAAAAAAGUAAUAUAUUAGCAAUACAUACAUAUACAAGUAUUUGUAUUUGUACAGUUACAUGUAUUAAACUGAAGUUUUAUUGUUUAGCUUGCUUCAAUAUAUAUUUUAGUUUUUUCCAUUUAUUUACUUUCUGCUUCUUGCACGUUGCUUGUAUUUGUUUCUGUAUUAAUAACUUGAUAAACAAAAUUUGGACAAAUCAAUACCAACAACACGUGAAACCGGUCCAUUUCAUUUCUUUACGACGUUUAUGCGGUUAGGUUGAUUUAAUAAACUGAUUCCAUUUAGUUGUUUGAAUAAAUAGCAUUGACAAGGUAUUUUCAUAUUGGUUUUUGCUUCGCCGCUAGUGUUUAAGAUAUGAACCAGACACUCUUCGUGUUUUUUGUUUUGUUUGUAUGGAUACUGUUGGUUGUAUUAAAAUAUACUAUUCAAGAAAUAAAGUGCUGAUCUUCUGUCAGAAAUGUA